UAAAAAAUCACGAUAACCCCCCGACCCCCCAGCGCCUGAACCCUCAGUUCCUGAAGUCUACUGCUUCCAAGUGCUCCCUGGUUCGAAACCCCAUAUCGCCGCCGCCAACAUGUUUCUGCGACGCAGAAAUGCAGCGCAUUAUGGGUGGGUUCAUAGAAAAUUCUAAUUAUCAGUCUCCAAUAAUGUCAUUAACGUCAUAAUUGACAUUACCUGAUAUGCUGAAGACGGCGCACACUCUCGUGAAACACUGGAGCGAUGUUAAUGGUUGCCUGAACGCCAGUUCACGCCUAGACAGGCGGAUGCUCUACUCCAUAACAAGGGUGGUCUUGUCUAACUAUGAGAUAGCCGUCAGAUUAAUGUUAUCCUCAGCAUCCAUAUCAUUAUCGCCCAGUUGUCGUCGCAACACCAGUGAUACUACCACUAGAGCCGGAGAGGAUAGUUUGCCGAAGGCUGUGAUUGGGAAAUUGGAGCUAGACCUGGUGGAGAGGGCCAUCGUCGUGCAAAAGGCUGUGAAGCACUCGGUUCUGCGCCUCACGGCGGUGCUGCAGGACAUAGAGGAAGAGGCCGCACUUGCGACGAGGAGCAAUGAGGUCGAGUGCCCACUGCCUGAUAGAGGUCUCCAAGAGCUUAUCGCGAGGUUAUUCAGAUUACUAGGGACUGAAUCAAGCAUGUGCUUGUGAUUUAGAUUGAUUACACCCGAGGGUAUCGAACGACAUUGUAUUAGAGGAACUGAGA
Molecule: messenger RNA, 735 nt
Organism: Xylaria bambusicola
Lineage: Eukaryota; Fungi; Ascomycota; Sordariomycetes; Xylariales; Xylariaceae
Exons: 1
Coding region: 216-680 (154 amino acids)
Source: RefSeq, a predicted model, not a curated record